This is a messenger RNA of Ogataea philodendri, 2721 nucleotides long. RefSeq lists its product as uncharacterized. Gene Ontology annotation, molecular function: nucleic acid binding; ATP binding. The transcript has a single exon. The record is from RefSeq and is a predicted model, not a curated record. Lineage: Eukaryota; Fungi; Ascomycota; Pichiomycetes; Pichiales; Pichiaceae. The coding region runs from base 1 to 2721 and encodes 906 amino acids.
AUGAAGGAUAUCAGAGAUCUGUUAAAAUGCAAACCCAACCACUCUCCAAACACUAAUAGGAGAUCUCCUUCUCCAUCACACGAGAAUCUAUUCCAAAGUACCAAGAACCCCCCCAGUUACCCAAUUAUUAGCACCUCAGAGGUGGGUGAAAGAUAUACCCCCAUUUUCAAGUUCACCCACUUUAACCGGAUGCAAUCAAAGGCAUUUCCUUCAUUAUUUCAAACUGCCGACAAUUGUGUGAUUAGUAGUCCGACUGGGUCAGGAAAGACAGUCCUAUUCGAAAUGGCUAUCAUCAAGCUCCUCUCAACAAGUGCAAAAGCAAAAGUCUUGUAUCUUGCACCAUUGAAAGCACUCUGCACAGAAAGACUGUCUGAUUGGAAAUCUAGACUUGAACCACAUGGGAUUUCGGUAAGUCUUCUUACCGGAGACUCUAGCUACCAUGAUUUCCUGAAAGCAAAAUUCAGCAACAUUAUUAUAUCCACGCCUGAAAAGUGGGAUGUUCUUACUAGAUCUGAGAACGACACAAUGGCGAGGUCCGUGGAACUUUUGUUGGUAGACGAAAUCCAUACAAUCAAAGAGCCAAGAGGAGCAACUCUUGAAGCUGUUAUAGCGCGGAUGAAGACUUUGGUAGCCAAUCUCCGUAUCGUUUCCCUAUCUGCCACCGUUCCUAACAUUGAAGAUUUCUCCGCAUGGCUCGCCAAACCAGGAGCAACCUCUGCAACAACUCUGAAGUUCAACAGCUCGUAUCGGGCUGUCGCAUUACAGAAAAAAGUAUAUGGCUACAAGAGUAGAGCCAAUUCAAACGAAUUCCAAUUUGAAGCAUAUUUGAACUCGAAAUUGGUGGAAAUCAUUAAAACGCAUUCAAAUCAAAAGCCAGUUCUUGUGUUCUGCUCUACCCGGAACAGUGCCAUUUCAACAGCAAAAUUUCUAAGUUCAAAAUCUGGUACAUUUAUACCCAGACCAGCUCCAAUAUGCGGUCGGUUUCAGCCAGGGCUUUCGGAACUGAUCAACAGCGGAGUUGCAUAUCACCAUGGCGGGCUCACGUUGGAAGAAAGACGCACAAUUGAGUCAUGCUUCCUAUCUGGAACUGUUAGAGUCAUAUGUUGCACUUCAACACUUGCUGCAGGGGUCAAUUUACCGGCUUAUCUGGUAGUCAUCAAAGGAACAAACGUGUGGACGAACGGAUCACUUAAAGAGUACUCAGAGCUUGAAAUCUUACAAAUGAUGGGACGUGCAGGUAGGCCACAGUUUGGGAAAGAAGGAUCUUGUGUGAUAAUGACAAAACUGGAUCAGAAGCUCAAAUACGAGGGAUUGGUGAACGGAACCGAAGAGGUUGAAAGCCAACUGCUCCAUAAAUUGGAUGAAUUCUUGGUAGCAGGCGUGUCUCUUGGUCAUAUUACGAAUGCAGCAUCAGCUAUCAACUGGAUCAAAAGUACAUUCUUCUAUCACCGUUAUAUUCGAAAUCCUUAUGCAUAUUCAGAAGUCAUCAAAUUCAAAUUGUACAAGUCAACAGAGUCUCUGCUUGAGUCGUUCUUGCGUAGCAAAAUGAGAGAAUUAUGGAAUAGCAGGAUGAUCGAUAUCAGAGACAAAGAUUUUGUCUGCACAUUAUAUGGAACUACAAUGAUGAAGUAUUAUCUGAAUCCAAAGAGUAUCAGAGAACUGAUGAAGGAUGCUAAUCUUGACGUGGAGCAGCUGAUUGACAAAAUUUCUGAAUCACCUGAAUUUGAAGAAAUCGAGCUCAAAUCCAUGGAAAAGCAAUUAUUCAAGCUAAUUAACCUGCAACCGAAUAUCAGAUUCAAAACCAAGGCCAAGCCAGAGACUUCUGCGGAUAAAAUCAAGAUUCUUCUUCAGGCUGAACCAAGCGGAACUGAGAUUUCCAAUUUUCAAGGAUCAAAAACUUUAGCCCCAGGAUUCAAUUGCGACAAAGUCAUUGUCGCAAAAAAAUCCCAUCGACUCCUGCAAGCUGCUAUCGCCAUAUAUCAAGAAAAUAAAGACCUAUCGUCUUUGGAAUCGGCUCUCUACUUAGAAAGAUGUCUGACUUCCAAAGCAUGGGAGUCAACAUAUCUCGAGUUGCGGCAAAUUGAAGGAGUUGGUCUUGGGGGAGCUCAAAAGCUUAAAGAAAAUGGGAUCGAUAAUCUGUCUCAGGCCUCAAGACUUUCCAGAGAGCAAUUCAGUCAACUGAAAAUCCGAAAUGCAGAAAAGGUUUUUCAGAGCAUCAAGAGUUUCCCUGAUAUUAUACUUCAAUCCGCCGGAGCAUGCAUUGCAGUUAAUGGACAGCAGAUUCAAGAGAGCAUAAAAAUUAGCGUUUUGACAAAGAAUACCGGCUAUGAGCGAUCUUCUUUGAUUUACUUGCUUAUCAAGAAUAUGACAUCAAACAAUUUGAUAGAGCUUCGGACUUUUUCAACCAAAUACUGUAAGAAGAUUGAAUACGACUUACAGACGAAAGCUAAACGAAACGACAUCAUCCAGAUUACAGCUUCAUUUAAUGACCACGUCGGAUCCACCAAGACCACAUCGAUCGUCUGUACAGAAACAGAAGAAGAUUCAGGGUUUUCAGAUGAUGAUGAGUUAGAAAUUAUGUUAAUGCAACGUGAAAAGCGGAGACAUGAAGGGGAUAUAUGCGGAACAUCAAAGAAAUCAAAACGUGACACCUCACAGACAAUUGAGGAGGACUUGUUCACCGAUGUUAGCAACAACAACAUUUCGUUCACCAGUGUUUAG